GAAGGUCGGUGAGUCGCUGUGGAGUUCGUCUCCGCACGUGUGACCGCGCUGGGAUGGAUUCUUCCUCUUCCUCCGCGGCGGGUUUGGGCUCGGUAGACCCGCAGCUGCAGCAUUUCAUUGAGGUGGAGACUCAGAAGCAGCGCUUCCAGCAGCUGGUGCACCAGAUGACGGAACUUUGUUGGGAAAAGUGCAUGGACAAGCCUGGGCCAAAGUUGGACAGUCGGGCUGAGGCCUGUUUUGUGAACUGCGUUGAGCGCUUCAUUGACACAAGCCAAUUCAUCUUGAAUCGACUGGAACAGACGCAGAAAUCCAAGCCAGUCUUCUCAGAAAGCCUUUCUGACUGACCUCAGCAUUACCUCUUUGGAAAAGGAAGGUAGUUCAAGAGAUGAAGAGCGGUUGAUGGGAUAGUUGAAGAAAAGGCUAUGGGGGAAUUGGCCCCCACCUUUGUCACUCUUGGGACAUCCUGUCAUCUGAGAAUGAACAAAGACCAAUUUUUGAUGUGGGGGAUUUGAGGGUCAGAUGUAUUUGGGGUUGUGUUUUUUUAAUGCUAAUCUUGUGAAAACAAUUGACAGGUGAAUGAAAAACUCUACUAGAUGCAUAUUACUGUUUGUGGGAUGAUGCUUUUCUUGUAGUCCCAUUAACUGCUUCCUAUAAUUUUAAUAGUGGAAUUGCUGUAUAAUUUGAUACUGGGACCAGAUAGAUAAUAAUCUGUUAUUUGUGUGGAUUCAUUUCAGAUUUUGGGGGAGAUCAGUAUACAUCUUUGUGUCUCUCAGAAAUGGCAGCAGUAGGGGAAGAGUAAUUUGGUACUCAACUGUAGGCCUCCUUAUCUAGUGUUUAAUUAUCAGUGCUGGAAAAAAUAUAUUUCAACUUUCUAGAUUCUCUGUCUCCCUUAUACCAUGAUUCACUUAAAUAUCUAUAUGACAUAUGAUCUCGAGCUAGUACAGGUUGCCUGAGAGUCUAGAGGCCUUUAGUUAAAGGAAUCUAGCCA
Dama dama (fallow deer) is the source of this 988-nucleotide messenger RNA. Its product is annotated as mitochondrial import inner membrane translocase subunit Tim8 A. The transcript has a single exon. The record is from RefSeq and is a predicted model, not a curated record. The coding region runs from base 54 to 344 and encodes 96 amino acids. Lineage: Eukaryota; Metazoa; Chordata; Mammalia; Artiodactyla; Cervidae.